Megalops cyprinoides (Indo-Pacific tarpon) is the source of this 4332-nucleotide messenger RNA. RefSeq names its product cingulin-like protein 1. The transcript has 19 exons. Gene Ontology annotation, cellular component: myosin complex. NCBI's taxonomy places the organism in Eukaryota, Metazoa, Chordata, Actinopteri, Elopiformes, Megalopidae. The record is from RefSeq and is a predicted model, not a curated record. Bases 195 to 4061 code for a protein of 1288 amino acids.
UGUCCGACUAAACAGGACAGCAACAAGUACCUUUGGUAGCUUGCUAGCUAAUGCUAACUAAUAUUACUGCAGCAUGACACUUUAUUUACACUCUCAAACUUUCGGCUGAAAUCCAAAAGAACUGGUACAUGUGUGUUCAGAGUAAAUCACUUGUAGCUGGUGACCUCAUCCAGGGGGAAGGACUUUUAAAUUAAAUGGAGUCUGAAAAGGUUGAUGGACUUCCUAACAGUGGACUACACCAGGACUAUGAUCGGGCAGGCAGAACUCAAAGCAAUGGGACUUAUGGCCUCACUAUUCGGAUCAAAGGGUAUGAAGGACACUCCUAUGUAGUAAUGAACAACCAGAAAGUAGAGCCCUCAUCCUUUGGGAGUCCUGAGAGUAAUGUGGACGUGGACAGUGGUCGCGGGUAUGGCUUCCAUAAUGGUGUGAAGGGGUUGAAGAGAAGAGAGCCACCAAAGAGGUCUUCCAGUUUGCUGAACUUCCAAAGGCACCCAGAGAUUCUGAAUCCUUACGACCCUGUAAACAACACCCUGAGCCUGGACAACUACCAUAGCCUCCCACCCAGGCCAGCCUCUGACAAGUAUUCCCUGCUCAGGAGGUCAUCCACACUGGAUUCACACAGUAAGCGCCCCAGUUUGGACAGGCACAGUACACCUGAGCUGCUUGUGGAUGAGGAGACUGGCCAGCCCCAGCCCCAGGCUGAGCCUAAACCUCAGCCGCAGUCUGAGCCCCAAGCUGAAUCUAAACCACUGGCUCAGCCCCAGACUCAGCCUAAACCUCAGACUCAGCCUAAACCUAAUCUCCAGCCCAAGGCCCAAGAUAAAUCUAAACUGCUGGCUGAGCCCCAGGCUCAGCCUAAAUCACAGGCUGAUCCACAAUCCCAGGCUCAGCUUAAGCCUCAGCCUCAGUCUCAGAUCAAGCCCCAGACUCCUGCAAUAGUAAACACUCCCAGUGACGAAACCAAGCUCGCCCAAAAGUCACUCAGCACAAUCAGCGGCAGUGCUAACGCGGAGCCUAGCGGCCAUAACCCCGAUGUCCUGCCCCUUCGCCGACAUGACUCCAGUGGACCUGUGCUGUCCCGCUCCCGCCACUCCUCCAGCUCCUCUAACCCUGGCAGAGAAGACCAGGAGGCGCUGUACGCCGACACCAUCAACCGGCACGAGAACCGCCGCUACAUCCCCUUCCUCCCGGGCACUGGCCGGGACAUCGACACGGGCUCCAUCCCCGGAGUGGACGAGCUCAUCGAAAAGUUUGACGGCAGCGGCAGCGGCAGCCACCAGCGGAGGGGUUGGGCCGGACGCAGGAACAGGAUCAACCCGGAGGACCGCAAGCGAUCCCGCAGCGUGGACAGCGCCUUACCCUUUGGUCUGAGAGGGGAUUCCAGCUACCUGUGUGAGUUCAGUAGGAAUCAGGGCCGAUCCACUGAGCAUGUCCUCCGACCCUCGCAGCUGGGACUACAGAAGGCAGUUCAACACCAGGACCCUGCAGCAAGGAAGGCCCUGUCCAGGGCUGCUUCUACCGUCGAGGGUAAAUUCAACCCCAAAGCCUCAGCCCAAGACAGCAUUACGCCAGAAUCACCACAAGGUGCAGUCUGCAAUGGAACAACCUCUAGUCUGGUGUUUAAGAGAGGACUGAGAAGGUCUGCCACACUGCAGUUGAAGACUAAGACGUUUGAGGAGGAGAAAUCACCACGAUCAGUGAAGGUUCUGACCAGUACACCAACAUCUCCAUCCACGCCUUGCGCUACAAGCAGACAGCUUGAUGCAGCAAGGGAUGUUCCGGUGACCCCUGAUCUUUUGAAAGGUCAACAAGAGCUUGCACAACAAACAAAUGAAGAGACGGCAAGACAGAUAUUGUUUAAUUACCUCAAGGAGGGGAGCUCUGAUAACGACGACACCACUAAGAAGAAGGUCAACCUGGUCUUCGAGAAGAUCCAGACCUUGAAGACCAGGGCUGCCAGGAAUGCGUCAGGGGACAAACCCCCUGAUGCAGAGGAGAAGGCCCUUCAGGAGCAGAGGGCCGAGCUGGAGAGGAAAGUUACCGAGCUGACAAAACAACUGGAGGAGCAAACCCAGAAGCGGAGGAGCCUUACAGAGGCGUGUGAGAGGUCGGAGGCAGACAUGAAGGACCUGCAGAAGGAGCUGGAUGCGAGCCGGGAAGAGUGCACCAAGCUCCGGGAGCAGCUGUCCAAGGCAGAGGCCGACCUGCACACCGCUGUGGAAGAGCUCUUCCAGGUGAAGAUGGAGAGGGAGCAGUGCCAGACAGAAAUCAGGGACCUGCAGGACCAGCUGUCAGAGAUGCACGAUGAGCUGGAUGGCACCCAGACUGGAGCCGAUGAGGAAGAGAAAGAGGCAAUGCUGCAGGAGGUGAUGCAGCUGAGGCUGGGCUUCCAGGAGGUGCUGCUGGCGAAGGAGGAGCAGGAGGAGGUGCUGCGGAGGCGUGAGCGUGAACUGACCGCGCUCAAGGGGGCGCUGAAGGAGGAGGUGGCCACCCACGACCAGGAACUGGACAAGAUGAAGGAGCAGCACGAACAGGAGCUUCAGAAGUUGCGGAAGUCCGUAGAGGAGGCCAAACAGGCCAAUGCUGUGGCGAGCCAGGAGAAGACGGAGCUGGUGUCAGCACGGGGGGCGGCGGAGACCCGGGCGGAGCGGCUGUCCCAGGAAGGGGAGCGCCUGCACAGGAGGGCUCAGGAGCUGGAGAACGAAGUGGCCAAACUCAACCGCAUCAUCGACGAGGCCAAGCUGCAGGAGAGCCGCCUCAGCGACCGCGUGAGCCGGCUGGAGAAAGAGAAGAGGCAGCUGGAGACAUCUCUGGAGGAGGCCAGGGAGCAGGAGGAGGAGACGGCCCUCACAAACCGCGCAUUAACCGCACGACUGGAGGAGUUACAGAGGAACAUGACCAAACUGACCCAGGACCACAAGGAUCUGAGCGAGAGGUUGAGGGAAGAGAACAGUCAGAAGGAGCUGCUGAAGAAGACCAAGAGCCAGGUGGAGGAAGAGAGGAGGCUGCUGGACCGCACCGUGGAGAAGCUGCAGAAGGAGAUGGGCGAGAUCGUGGAGGCCUCCCAGGCAUCCACCCAGGAGCUGCAGGUGCAGAUCAACGAGUACAAGGAGAAGAACCGGAAGGAGCUGACGGAGCUGCAGAGGCAGCUGAGGGACAAGGACCUGGAGCAGGAGAAGGCCCGGCUGGCUCUGAAGAGCCUGCAGGACGAGAUGUCCCAUCUGGAGGGAGACCUGAGACAGUGCAAGAGGGAGCGUGACGAGGCCGUUCUGAAGGGACAGGAACUGGAGCAGAAGGUGUACGACCUGGAGGUGGAGCUGGAGACCAAAUCUCACUGCAAGGACGACCGAUCCCGGCAGAUCAAACUCAUGGAGGACAGGAUCUCCCAGCUGGAGCAGGAUUUGGAGGAGGAGCGUGUCAGCGGGGACGAGCUCAUGGACAGGAUCACCCGGGGACGAGAGCAGGUGGAGCAGAUGAGGAACGAGCUGCUGCAGGAGAGAGCUCUCAGACAGGACCUGGAGUGUGACAAGAUGGCGCUGGAGAGACGGAAUAAGGACCUGAAAAGCAGGGUGGCUCAUCUGGAGGGCUCCCAGAAAUCCACCAAAGAGGGCCUGGUGUCCCAGCUGGAGGCCAGGAUUCAGGAGCUGGAGGAGAGACUGGAGACGGAGGAGAGGGAGCGCGCCAAUCUGCAGCACGUAAACCGCAAACUGGAGAGGAAGGUGAAAGAUAUGAUGAUGCAGGUGGAUGACACACACAACUCCCUGCAGGAUCAGAAGGACCAGCUGAACCUGCGGCUGAAGGCGCUGAAGCGUCAGAUGGACGAGGCGGAGGAGGAGAUCGACCGGCUGGAGCACAGCAAGAAGAAGCUGCAGAGGGACCUGGACGAGCAGCUGGAGGCCAACGAGCAGCUGCAGGGCCAGCUCAAAGCCCUGCGCAGCGAGAUGCGGCGCAAGAGUACGCCUGCCCCGCUCCUGAACGAUUUUGGUGACGAUGACGACGAUGACGACGACAUCAGCACCGACGGAGAGCAGUACUACGGCUCCGCUUCAGCGUUUAAAUAAUCCGGUUGGGAAGACGUUACGGUGUUCUCUUUGCCAAUGGACAGCGCAUUGAGGAAGACUACAUCAGAACCUGUGUGGGGACUGAGCACUGGAAGACUAGGAACAGAUGUCUGUCUGUCCAAGUGCAGGCUGAGAUUAGUACGAAGAGCAUGGGGAGAUGAAACAAUGUCUAGUGCCUUGUUAUGCACAGUAAACCUGGAGGUUUGCCUUUUCAGAUCUUUCCUAAAAUGUAAUAACUAUUUAUGAGCAUUUUCGUGACGAAUAUAACAGC